AUGGCAAGAGAGAAUACCAAUGACUUCCUUUUGGAAGCACUGGAGGACCUUACGCUGGAUAUGUUUGAGAAGUUUAAGUAUAAAUUAUCAUAUAUUGAUUAUGAUGAGAUGGCCAAUAUCUCCAAGUACUUGCUCAAGAAAGCCAACGAUCCAGUUAAACUUGCAGACUACAUCUGUGACCACUAUGGAGCCGACCUUGCUGUGGAUGUAGCUAUCUAUGUGCUUGAACGGAUCAACCAAAGAGACACUGCAGCUAAACUCAAACAGGAGAAAGCAAAAGGUAAAGGAACUUCAGUUACUGAUUACAAGAUGAAGUACAGAGAACAUGUACAAAAGAAUUACCACUGGAUAAAAGACAUGAACGCUUGUAUUGGUGAGACGGUGGCUCUGAACUCCAGAUAUACAAGGCUGGUUCUUGUUAGUGGACAUCACCAUGAAAAAAAGAAAGAACAUGAAAUCACGGCUGUGGGACGGAGACAUGCAGAAAUCAUGCAGGAACAAAUGAAUUCUUCCAUUUCUAUAAGUGAUCUGUUUAAACCUGACAGGGAUAGACAGGCACCAAAGACUGUCGUGAUACUGGGAGCUGCAGGAAUUGGGAAGACAAUGACAGUAAGAAAGAUUUUGCUGGACUGGGCAUCAGAAAGACUCUAUAGACAGUUUGACUAUGUUUUCUACAUACAUUUUUGGGAGGGUAAUCUUCUUAAAGCUGAGGGAAGUUUGACUGACAUGAUCACCAAAUGCUGUCCCAGUGAUAAUCCACCUGGAGAUCUUGAGGAGACCAGAAAAAACUUCCUGCUUGUCAUCGAUGGCUUUGAUAAACUGAGGUUUUCUUUGGACAGGCCACAGAAUGACCUGUGCUCUGAUCCCUGGGAGGUAAAGCCAGUGGAAAUCAUCCUGAGCAGUUUAUUUAGGAAAAUCCUUCUCCCUGAAUGCUCCCUGUUGAUCUUAACAAGACCAGCUGCCCUGCAGAAGCUGCAACAGUGCUUGGUGUGUGAACGCUCUGCUGAGAUACUGGGAUUUUCAGAAGUUGAUAAGGAGGAAUAUUUCCACAAGUUUUUUGAAAAUAAGGAAGAGGGAAGGAAGGCCUUUCAGUUCGUUAAAGGAAAUGAAAUGGUCUUCACCAUGUGCCUUGUCCCCAUCAUGUGCUGGAUUGUCUGUACUGUUAUAAAACAACAGCUUGAAAGUGGUGAAGAUCUUGCACAAACUGCCAAGACAAUUACAGAAAUAUAUCUCCUUUAUGUUUCUAUCUUACUAAAAUCUCUGAGCAGUAAGUUGAAACAGAACUUGCACAUUAUCCUCAAAAGACUUUGUUGCCUGCCUGCUGAUGGGAUCUGGCAGCAGAGAGUCCUCUUUGUGGAGGAGGCAAUCAAGGAAUUCUUGUUAAAUCAGACAGACACUCUCCCACUUUUUUUGAAUGAGAGCACUCUUCAGAAGGGCAUUGCUUGUGGAAGCGCCUACAGUUUCAUUCAUCUGAGUGUCCAAGAGUUUUUUGCAUCUCUGUUCUAUGUAAUUAAAGAUGAUGGCGAAACAAGAGAUAAGCAAGAAGAUCCUAAGAGGGAUGUGAAAAAAUUGUUAGAAAACUAUGCAAACUCAAGACAUGAUUUCAUGUUAACUGUGUGGUUCUUAUCUGGGCUCUUAAAUAAGGAACGAAGAAAUGCUUUGGAAAAAGAAACAGGGUGCAAAAUGUCUCCUGAAAUUAAGGAAGAGUUAUUAAUGUGGCUUCAAACUAGCCAAAAAUCAGCCUUAGCUGUUAAUGCAGAAAAAAGAGCAAUGAUUCAUGAUUUGGAGGCUUGCCACUCUUUGUAUGAAACCCAAGAUGAAAGUUUUGUGAAAACUGUGUUGGGUUAUUUCAUCGGACUAUAUCUACGAGACAUCAAUUUCACACAAUUAGAUCAAACAGUUCUUUCAUUCUGUAUAAAAAAGUGGCCUAAACUGGAGUCACUUGUCGUGGGCUAUUGCUCCUUUAUCUCAGAAGAUCAUGAAGAGCGUUCAGACCAACAGCCAGCAAAGCUGUUGCAUCUCAAGCAAAUAAAAGCCGGCAACCCCGUAAACUUUGUGCACGAAGACCCGAACGAAGACUCAGGAGUGAAUAAGUAUAGGCCGGUGAUCCGUUCGGUUGGGGUUGGGUAUCCUGGAGUGUGCCUGUGUGAGACGUCCACUUGA
Chroicocephalus ridibundus (black-headed gull) is the source of this 2163-nucleotide messenger RNA. Its product is annotated as NACHT, LRR and PYD domains-containing protein 3-like. Gene Ontology annotation, cellular component: cytoplasm. The record is from RefSeq and is a predicted model, not a curated record. Lineage: Eukaryota; Metazoa; Chordata; Aves; Charadriiformes; Laridae.